Messenger RNA from Mustela erminea (ermine), 5681 nucleotides. RefSeq names its product major facilitator superfamily domain containing 4B (gene SLC60A2). Gene Ontology annotation, biological process: transmembrane transport. Lineage: Eukaryota; Metazoa; Chordata; Mammalia; Carnivora; Mustelidae. The record is from RefSeq and is a predicted model, not a curated record. Bases 1 to 2007 code for a protein of 668 amino acids. The transcript has 5 exons.
AUGGACACAGCUCAAAAGAGCGAGGGCAGCAAUUCUAGAAAGCUGCACAAGGGCCAGACCACCGGGCUCCCUUUGCCCUGCGAGGAGACCCGGGAGCGGGUGCAAAGCCAGACCCUGCCAGUCUUGGCCCGCUUUUUCGCCCGCAACCGCGUGGCCUCGUCUUACCUCACGCUCCCGCGGGGCCCGGGCUGCAGCUUCGGCUCACUCCGCCACGCGGCGCCCGCUCGCUGGGCUUCUGUGGGAUCAGCUGUGUGUGAUGCGACGGCCCCGGCGCCACCCGGGCGGCAGCAAGACCGCUUCUCCUCAGCCGCCGAGCUGGAGUUGGAGGUGGAACUCCGUGGGGCCGGGGCCCCGGCUGCCGGGCAGCGGCUCCUCGGGGCCCAGGCCGCGGCGGAGAAUGAGGCGGAGGCGGUGGCGGUGGCGGGUUCCAAGCGGGGCCGCCAGGCUGGAAGCGUCCUGCGCUGGUUCAUCACCGUGAUCCUGUGUGCUGCCUUCCUGGGGCUGGGAAUGAGUGUUGCAAUACUGGGACCGACAUUUCAAGAUUUGGCAACAAACGUGAACCGCAAUAUAAGCAGUCUUUCUCUGAUUUUCGUGGGCCGUGCCUUCGGAUUUUUGAGUGGCUCAGUGAUUGGUGGAGUUCUUCUUGACAUUUUGAAUCAUUUUCUACUUUUGGGGGUGUCAAUGUUGACUACCACAGUUGGUCUUUAUCUUGUUCCGUUUUGUAAGACAGCAGUGUUACUGAUUGUCAUGAUGUCCGUCUUUGGUGUCUCAGCUGGCAUUCUGGAUACAGGUGGUAACGUCCUAAUCUUGGCUAUCUGGGGGGACAGAGGAGCCCCCCAUAUGCAGGCCUUACACUUCAGUUUUGCCUUGGGUGCCUUUUUGGCUCCCUUGCUGGCUAAGCUGGCACUGGGCACGACGGUGUCUGCUGAGAACCGCACAGAGGAUGACUCUAACCAUUCUGCCCUCAACCAGUCAUCUGAAGCUGACUCAGAAUCUGUCCUCGGAGUACCUGACAAUAUGAAUCUGCUGUGGGCGUAUGCUGUUAUCGGUACUUACGUCUUUGUAGUUGCUGUCUUUUUUUUGGCUCUGUUUUUAAAGAAAAGCUCAAGGCAGGAAAAAGCAAAAGCCUCUGCUCAGAGGUCUCGAAGAGCUAAAUACCACAAUGCCCUUCUCUGUCUCCUUUUCCUGUUCUUCUUUUUUUAUGUGGGAGCUGAGGUCACAUACGGCUCUUACGUUUUCUCAUUUGCGACCACCCAUGCUGGCAUGAAAGAAAGUGAAGCGGCUGGGUUGAACUCCAUCUUUUGGGGGACCUUUGCAGCCUGCAGGGGCCUUGCAAUCUUUUUUGCUACGUGUUUACAACCCGGAACCAUGAUUGUGUUAAGCAACAUCGGCAGCCUGGCAUCAUCCUUACUGCUGGUGCUUUUCGACAAGAGCCCGGUUUGCCUCUGGAUAGCGACGUCAGUGUAUGGGGCCUCGAUGGCAACCACGUUUCCCAGUGGCGUUUCUUGGAUUGAGCAGUACACCACCAUCCACGGGAAAUCUGCAGCAUUUUUUGUCGUCGGUGCCGCCCUGGGAGAAAUGGCUAUUCCUGCAAUAAUUGGAAUUCUUCAAGGACGGUACCCUGAUUUGCCCGUAGUUUUGUACACCUGUUUGGGGGCAUCGAUAGCCACCACUGUUUUAUUUCCCGUGCUCUAUAAAUUAGCCACCUCACCUCUCCAUGCACAGCGAAAAGGGCACAGAAAAAGCGAGGACCAGAAAGCUUUGCUGUCCAGUUCGGAGCUAAAUGACUAUGAGGAAGACAAUGAAGAAGAGGAGGCAGAAAAAUGGAAUGAAAUGGAUUUUGAAGUGAUUGAAAUGAAUGAUACAAUGAGGAAUUCUGUAAUAGAGACAUCUAGAAGUAUUUUGACGGAGCCCUUAGCUGAAGUCUCCGGACAGUCCCACACCAGCGCAGUGGUGUUGCAGUCCCCUGUGAAUCACCUUGCAAGAAACCAGGCAAAAAGGGACUAACAGCUGGAGAAGAUGGAUUUUUCUGACCUCCUUGAAUAAUCUCCAGUUCUAAAGAAGCUAGGCAGAGCAGAGCAUUAACAGAUUAUCAACAUGCUUUGGGGAAUCAAAAUUUCUAGGUCGGAGUAUAGCAAAUGCUACAAAGUUUUGAAAGGUUCUGUAAUUCCAGAAUUUUCCAUAAAGAACAAAUGGUCUCGUAUGGCAGGAUCUUAUUGUGAGGCUAGUGUUUGGCAUGUGCCUGAUUAUGUAAUGUUCUAUGGUCUCUACCCCUCAGAGCACACAAAGAAGGUGUUUGUAGUUGAGAAGCUGGGUGCUGUUCUCAUAGAACGAAACCAUCUAGUAGUUGAAUCGAUGAGCAGAGCAAGUGGUCAGUCAUCAGUAUUCUACCAGAGAAGUAGAGGAUUGUUGUUUCAUAAAAGAGCAACUUUGAAAACGGACAGAGAUUUUUUAUUAAUUGCUUUGCCCUCCCUGUAGUGUUGCACGGGAGAAUGGUGAUGCUUCGUUUGAUUUCUGAUUUCUAUGAGGAGAACACAGAACCUUAGAGACAUGGCUUCAUGACUGCUGCUUACUAGUUUUGGGGCCCUAUGCUCAGUCCCUUCACUUAAGUAGGCCUGGUUUAUCUGUCUCCUGAUACAAAAUUCUAUUAGUGACAAUGAGAUGAUUUUCAAACCAGGAAUCCAUCAGUUUCAAAGUUUGUACAAGAAAAAAAAUGUUAAAAAAAAAAUUCGUGCAAGGUGUCUGUUAGAAAUUAACAUAAGUGCCAUCCGCUCUUCUUUUCAAAUGAGAAGUGAAACAAAGUGAUAGUUUUGAGAAUACUACUGAUUAUGAAUACAUGUCAAUUUAAGAGACUCUGUGUUUAAUAAUUACCCGCGAAACACAUUUUUCAGUACUGUGUUCCAUCAGCUCUAAGAUGCAUUUUUUUUUUCACAUUUGUAACAGCUCUGAAAUCAGGAUAGGUCUUAAAGCCUGUGGUCACUUAACAGUUUUGUGACAAAAUUUAAUCGACAGUUAUCCACAUACAUAUACAAAAUCAUGUUGCAUGUUACAAUCGUCAUCUUACAGUAAUUCAUUCAAUUAUGGAGAUUUUUACUAUUUUUACAGAUAUUUUCAAAAAAGUUAUUUUUAUAUGCUGAUUUUCUUGAUGUUCAGUUGGGAUUUGGAGAUGCAAUGUUCUGACUUUAAAAGCUAUUUGAGAGUUGCUGUGUUAGUAGUGGGGUGUACCUUAGUAACGAAGUCUGAGUCUGGGCCUUGCUCUUACAGGAUUUGCUCCUCAUCGAGUCUGGCUGGUAAUCACACCGUAGGCACUGUCAACUAGGCUGCUGGUGUCAUUUACAAGGACCUAUAUUUGGAAUAUUUCUGUUACUCUCCCCCCAAGCCCCGCCCUCACACAGGGCUCUUCCUUCCUGAGUUUGAAGUACCUGGGAAACGAAAAUAAUGAUUAGAAAGGGGCUUGGUGGCGUAGGAGUCGGGGAUCACAAAGGGUACUUCAUAUGAAUGUGGCAAAGCUGGUGCGAGCUCUCCUUUGAUAAAUGACUAGCACUGAUGACAGCUUGUGUUUACUUGUCUUUACCAUGUUUUAUGGUGAAUAGUGUUUCAUUUCUACCUGCUUGCAGUAUGUUUGCUUUCUCUUGUUUAUCUGAUUUCUGUGAAUUUGCCUUUGUUUUUUCUUGAGUGAAAUACAGUAUCGUUUUCGACCACUGCCCAUUCACCUUCAAUACCUUCCACAGUGUGGGUUUGUGUAUAACCUAACAAUUUUGGAGAGGGCUGGUGGAGAAAUGAACAGGAAAAACCGUAUUCUUCUUGCUCGUUUUGUAUUGUACUUUUCUCUUAGCUACGGCUUGGAGACCACCUGUAUUCCAUUUACUGCUUUUUCUCACGUUGUUGGAAUUUAGGCAGUAGAUGCCCUUUGGCAGCUGGGAAGCUUGUUAGAACAGGGAUUCUGUCUGCGGCGUCUGCAUUUAAGGGGUAGAAGAUGCAGCUCAGGGAGAGAAGGAUGAUAAGAAGAACAUGGCAGAAAAUUUGGAAAUCCACACUGGAAAAUCCACUAGCGUUCCACAAACAAAAAUGUGAAUGGCCAUAUGAGAUUGUAGGUGUUGUUAAAGUUUGACGUAUUUCCAUAUUGGAAGGAUAAGACUUUGUACAAUUCCAAGAAUUAGCAUUCAUUCUAAUUAUCAGUCCUUAGAUAAGUGUCUGCUGAUAUACAAGAACCAAUACUGAAGUUUUCUAUUGCUGAAUAACAGAUUUAGCAGUUUACAACAUUAUUUUUGUUUAUUAGGCUCCAUGCCCAGUGUGGAGUCAAACGUGGGGCUUAGAACCGUGAGAUUGAGACCUGAGCUGAGAUCAAGAGUUGGUCGCCUAACUGACCGAACAACAGAGACUUUUUUGUCUCACAGUUUCUUGAGUCAGAAAUUUGGGUACGAUUUCACUGGGUCUUCUGCUCAGGGUCUCAUGGGGCUGCAGUCAAGCUGUUGGAUAGAGCUGUGCUUCUUUUUGGAGCUUAGGGUUCCCUUCUAGGGCCAUGUAUGUGGUUGACAGUAUUCAUGCUGUGGUAGGCUCAGGUCCCAAUUUUUUCACUGGCUGUGAGCUGCCUCCAGUCCCAAUUCCUAGAACCUUCCAUAGUUCUUUUGCCAGGCAGCCCUCUGGUAGAUCUCUGACAACAUGGCGGCCAAUGGGCCAGCAGGAGAAUCUCUCACCUGAAUCGGCUAAGCUGGAGUCUUCUUUAACACGAUGUAAUCACAGGAGUGGCAUCCCAUCAUCUUUGCCAUAUGCUCUUGGCUAACAGCAAGUCACGGGCUCUACCCAAACUCAAGGGAAGAGACUAGUACAGAGAUGUAAUUCCUUUGAGGGGGGCACCUUAGAGUGUGUUUGCUACACUCUGAUACUCACAAAACCAAGGUUCAAGAGAACUAAAAAGUUUGGGCUGGGGACAAGAAGCCCUUAGCAGUCAUCGAAAGUGAUUAUAGGUACCAAAUUGAGUGAGCUAGUGUGGGUGUGGAAGGCUCCCCAAAGGCCAGGCCAGUGGAUCAGGUGGAGGAGUUUCUGUCUGUGGUGGGGCAGUUGUUGGGCUAACUCGGAAUUAAGCCUUUUUUCCCUCUUGACAUUUUAUGUUCUUUCCCACUGUGCUUUUAACUUGCCUAAAUGCAGCUUCCUAUGAGAGGAAUAAGUAAAUUUCAGUUUAGUUAUAUUUUCAUAGUAAAGUCCAAGAACACUUGGAGAGCAUCUUUCAUUUACUCUUAUGUUUCAUAGAAAAAUCCUUUAAAAAAAUCUGUUUUUAUCAUAAAAGUAAUGAAGGUAUAAAAAAGUCAGCUGGAAGAUUAGGGAAGUACAUAAAAAUAUAAGGGACAAGUAUAAGUAAUUUAUGCAAAGUUUUUAUUUAUCUGUUUUUUGAAGUAAGCUCUUUACCCAAUGUGGGGCUCGAACUCCUGACCCUCAAGAUCAAGAAUAGUAUGCUCCAUCAGCUGAGCCAGCCAGGCGCCCCUGGAUAGGUAUUUUAUAAUUCUAAACACCUAGAAAAGUUCUUAACAUUUCUCAUCAACAUAAUUUCCUGGGUAAAGGAGUAAAAAAAAAAUUCCCUCCUAUCAGAUAAAGUUUCAGAAACAAAUUGAAUUUUGUGUUCAGAGUGCACUGCCACUGCAGCUGGUGGACUGGUUAUUAGUUUGAAGAACUGUAACUUAUUU